UCACACUGGAAGACCAGUUGGAAGUCAAGAAGACUCUCUCACAACUCAUCUGAUCUACACAACUUCACCAGGUUGGAGAAAUGGCCUCAGAUAAUAAGACCGUUGCUGCCCUGGGUCGACCUUUCACCCUGGGAAUGCUCUAUGAUGCUCGGAGAGAUAAACUGAUCCCAGGUUUGACAUUGUGGGAUGAGAAAACUCUACAAGGCAAGAUAACUGAAAGCUCUCAGUGCACCAGUAACUCUCUUAUUUCUACAUCUGACUCCACUGAAUCCAAGUGCUCUCUGCUGGAUGUUGAAGCUUCUCUGAAGGCCAGUGUCCUGGGUGGACUGAUUGAAUUUGGAGGAUCUGCCAAGUAUCUGAAUGAUAAGAAGAAAUUCCACAAUCAGAGCAGAGUGACGUGUCAGUACAAAACUACCACCAACUUCAAGCAGUUAAUGAUUGAACAACUAACCAUGGACCCCCAACAGAUGGAUGUCAUUAAGAAGAGCUCAGCAACACAUGUAGUCACAGGCAUCCUUUAUGGGGCAAAUGCUUUCUUUGUGUUUGACAGUGAGAAGGUAGAGGCCAGCAGUGUUCAGGACAUCCAGGUCAGCAUGCACGCUGCGAUAAAUGUAUUAUUUGUUAAAGCUGAGGCGAAAGCUAAGGUACAGCUGACUGAUGAACAAAAAACCCUGACUAAGAAAUUAUCCUGCAAAUUCUACGGAGACUUCAUUCUUGAUAGCAACCCUGCAACAUUUGAAGAUGCAGUGAAGGCCUACGAACAACUGCCACAUCUACUGGGAGAAAAAGGAGAGAAGGCUGUUCCAGUGAAGGUCUGGCUGAUGCCGCUGAAGAAUUUCCACUCCGAAGGUGUUGAGCUGACGGGAGAGAUCAACGACAGUCUAGCGAGUAAGGCGCAGUAUAGCCUAGACGAUUUAAAGGAAAAAGAAAUAAGAUGCAACGAUUCUAUUGAAGACAAAGUGGUGGGGCAGUUUCCACAGAUUCGAGAGGAGUUGAGCACUUUCCAAAAAUUGUGUGGUAGUUAUGCAUCUAAACUCCAGCAGGCCUUGGCGAAGAAACUUCCCUCCAUCCGUGAAGGUAAAGAAGAUGAGAGCUCUCUGAACAAACUCUUUGAAGACAGAGACAAGUCACCAUUCAGUCAGGAAAAACUAACCAAGUGGCUGGAUCGUAAAGAGAGAGAAAUCAACGUCAUCAGAUCCUGUGUAGAUACCAUGGAGGGAACAAAGAUCGUCCCAAAUCAGUCAGAGCUGGACAGACAGGUUCUUGCUCCAGGUGUAGAAGACGUUCUGUGCUUUGUUUUCACUUCAGUGGAAAAGGGUGAUACCGACCUUGAUGUGAUGGCCGACCACUUGGGUGUUCAAAAAUUAGGAAGUACCAAUGAAGAUCCAUGGUACUACUCAAAUGAAGUUUUCACCAAAAUGAGAGAAAAAGCCAAAGCUUUCCAUGACCUUGCCAAAGCACUGAAGACCAACAGUCGAUUCCGUUUCCUCAUAGCAGCCAUUGCAAACAAGAAACACACAGGAGCAGCCAUCUACCAUUACAAGAAUGGCAUUCUGGUCACUGAAGAUUUUUUAAAGCCUGUCCUCCCUCCUGUGGAGACCAUCACAGACAGAAGAGAUCUGAUCUGGUAUGCCUGUGAUCUCAACCUGGACCCAAACACUGCAAACUACAACCUCAUUCUGUCUGAAGGAAACAAGAAGGCAACACGUGGAGCAUGGCAGAAAUAUCCUGAUCACCCAGAGAGGUUUACACAAAUACAGCAGGUGUUGUGCAAAGAGAGCUUAUCUGGGCAACAUUACUGGGAGGUAAAGUGGAGUCAGAAUCCCGAAAAUUGUGUUAGUAUUGCUGUUGCAUACAGGGAAAUGGAUAGAAAAUCAGCCAAUAUAAAGAGCCAGUUUGGACAUAAUGCCGUAUCGUGGGCUUUCGAAAACUAUCAAGAUAACAAAAACGCUCACAUACUUUUUGCAUUGAAAAAUAGUCAGAAUGUUCUGAAGACUCCUUUUCCCUCUGAUGGCUGUAGCAGAGUUGGGGUGUAUCUGGACUGGCCUGCUGGCACUCUGUCCUUCUACAGAGUCUCCUCUAACACACUGAGGCACCUCUACACCUUUCACACCACAUUCACUGAGCCUGUUUACCCAGGACUCUUGGUCUGUUAUGACCAAAACUAUGCGUACCUGUGUCCACUAGAAUAGGAGUAAUGACAAAUACUUGUUAGAUUCUUGG
Messenger RNA from Sander lucioperca (pikeperch), 2223 nucleotides. Its product is annotated as stonustoxin subunit beta-like. Bases 81 to 2192 code for a protein of 703 amino acids. The transcript is spliced from 4 exons. Gene Ontology annotation, molecular function: protein binding. The record is from RefSeq and is a predicted model, not a curated record. NCBI's taxonomy places the organism in Eukaryota, Metazoa, Chordata, Actinopteri, Perciformes, Percidae.